AUGGCGAUUUUUGCGAUCGAAAAGGCGAUUCGGCAGUUUCUCACCACUUUGGUGACGGUUGUUGAUGUUUUCGCCGGAGAAGUGGGAAUUUUGGAGGAUUUGCUCCACUACUCGGCGGUUAUACCCACGUUGGGAUCCUCUACUCAACGUGAUGCAGUUUCCUCAACGGAUUUCGGAGAGAAGAGAUUAUAUAAAUGGCGAACUGGAGACCCAUCUUCACCAUCAAUCUCAAGCAAUCUAUUCUCAAAUCUCUUAUUUCCUUUCCGAUUUUACGAUUCUCGUUGUAAAAUGGCGGAUAACAUUCGUCGUCAGAUCCAAGAUCUAGAUUUGGGAGCCAUGGAUGAACCAAUCCUCCUCCCUGUGGAUGUGACGUCAAAUCCUGCGUUCAAUCAUUGCGGUUCUGCCACGAAUCUUGAUGAGGACAUCGACCCAAACAUUGACCCGGAUCAGACCGAUGCUGAGGAGCCGGUCACAAUACCAGUCUUGAGGAGAUCACCAAGAACUAGAGCCGGACUUAUAAGUGUAAGAGAAGAGUUCAACCAGUCCAUCGAAGGUUUGAUCACUCUCAUGGAGCAUGAAGAACUCAAGGAGACGCUACUCACAACUGAGAUAUCACAAGAAACUCCACGAUUGAAUCAAGAGGCUAAAGAGACUGACCAAGAUGACCCUCACACCACAAGAAGAGCUCAAGAACAACUCAAGAUCUCAUCAACACCUUUCUUGCCGGUUUUACAAGGAACCAAGGAGACAACCGUGUUCAUCAUCACCAAGCAAGUGGAAGCUCUUCCAUAG
Molecule: messenger RNA, 792 nt
Organism: Microthlaspi erraticum
Lineage: Eukaryota; Viridiplantae; Streptophyta; Magnoliopsida; Brassicales; Brassicaceae
Source: the annotation of a GenBank genome assembly